AUGCUUGAAUACGUACAGUGCUUACAAGAGUAUCCUGGUUUUUCGUAUUUAGUUGCUCAAAUUAAUAAUGAUCCUGGUAACAAUUUAUCUGAACAACGAAGAAUUGAUAAUCAUACUCUGGAUGAAAUUCAAAUUGAUUUUCGAGAUAUUGAUGAAACGGAAGUGAAUACUGAUAAUGAACAAUUGGUAUCACAACCGACCAAUCACGAAAUAUUAUUAUCGCCGAUCAUCAACGAUGACGAUUCUCUCGGAGCCACUCCUGCAAUGUCUCUGACACCUAUUCUCACAUCUGAUACUAACUUAACUUUAAUACAAACACAUCGUCUUGAAAGUGACCAUAUGAUUGAAGAAAGAGAAUCAAUAGAAGAAGAAGAUCAUUCACAACUAAUUUCUGACUGUGUCCAAGAAACUGAACAUAUGCCUGCUCACGGAGUCCACUUAAUGAACAAUCAUUCUGAAGACUUGCCGAUUGUUGAUCAAGUAUCAACUACUUCAUGGAUUACUCUUGUUGAAAAUAAUGACGAUACAAUUACAUUUAGUGGACAAAGUUCGCCUUCUUCACAUUUUUCUACUGACGAUGAAGAAUUACCAUCUACGAACUUAAGUGAAUAUGAUAAUAAUCCGUCACCACCAAGAGAGAAUCGAGAAAAUAGUUUAGAUGGACCUGAAGAAGUCAGAGAUAGUAAUCGUACUCUUGAUGCUCCAUCUGAUACUCAACCUAAUGUGAAUAUAGUUAGUGUUUCUCCUGAAAAUCAUGUUCGUCAUACAACAAAACGUCCACGUUCUAAUAGCGAUCCUGUUUCUCUUUCGGUAAGACACAAAUUAUUAAAAGACGAUAUACUGAAGAGUAAAAUUAUUCUUUAG
Messenger RNA from Didymodactylos carnosus, 864 nucleotides. Lineage: Eukaryota; Metazoa; Rotifera; Eurotatoria; Philodinida; Philodinidae. The record is from the annotation of a GenBank genome assembly.